Cheilinus undulatus (humphead wrasse) is the source of this 2296-nucleotide messenger RNA. It is a transcript of the gene slc1a8b, whose product is annotated as solute carrier family 1 member 8b. The record is from RefSeq and is a predicted model, not a curated record. The coding region runs from base 1 to 1686 and encodes 561 amino acids. Gene Ontology annotation, cellular component: plasma membrane. Lineage: Eukaryota; Metazoa; Chordata; Actinopteri; Labriformes; Labridae. The transcript has 11 exons. Gene Ontology annotation, biological process: L-glutamate transmembrane transport. Gene Ontology annotation, molecular function: L-glutamate transmembrane transporter activity; neutral L-amino acid transmembrane transporter activity; glutamate:sodium symporter activity.
AUGAUGGAGGGGGUGAAGAAGGUGUUUUACAGUAUGGUGUCGAUUAAAAUCCGGGAGUAUGUGAAGGACUACUGCAGGAGGAACGGCCUGCUAACAUUGUCGGUCAUCGCUGUAGUGACUGGAUGUGUUCUAGGAUUUCUCCUCAGGUCUCUCAACCUUUCCACACAGGCAAAGAUUUACUUCUCCUUCCCAGGAGAAUUGCUGAUGAGGAUGUUAAAGAUGCUAAUUCUGCCUCUCAUCACCUCCAGUCUUAUGUCGGGCCUAUCAUCCAUGGACACAAAGGCAAGUGGUCGGCUGGGAGUCCUGACCAUCACCUACUACCUCUGGACAACCUUUAUCGCUGUCAUCGUUGGCAUCGUGCUGGUGCUCAUCAUGCACCCUGGGACGGGCUCAGAUAAGGACAACCACCAUGCCCACUCAGGGCCGGUUAUGACCUCCGCUGAUGCCCUUCUUGAUCUCAUCAGGAACAUGAUCCCAUCAAACCUAAUUGAAGCCACUUUUCAGCAGUACCGGACAGACCUGGUUCCCAUUGUACAAAAUGCUGAUGUAAAAGAAUCUCAGGCCAACUAUGUGUACGUCAUGCCUGACUAUCACAACCCUCAGCUUGGCCACCCAGUCUUCCUGGAGAUCACCCCUGCUCCUGACAUCAAGUAUAAAAUCGUCCCCAGUACCAGCAAGGGGAUGAAUGUCCUGGGGAUUGUAAUCUUUUCAGCCACAAUGGGUCUGCUGCUGGGGAAGAUGGGAGAACGUGGAGCACCACUGGUCAAUGUUUGUCAGUGCAUCAACGAGUGCGUCAUGAAGAUCAUUAACGCAGCAAUGUGGUACUUUCCCUUUGGAAUUGUGUUCCUUGUGGCGGGGAAGAUCCUGGACAUGCAAGAUCCAGCUCACCUUGGGGAGAAGCUGGGGAUGUACUUCAUCACUGUCCUGUCUGGUUUGUUUGUGCACGGCCUUAUCCUGCUGCCCCUCUUCUUCUUUUUCUUCACCCGCAAAAACCCCUUCCCUUUCAUCAGAGGGCUGCUUCAGGCUCUUGUUAUCGCACUGGCCACAUCAUCCAGCUCUGCCACACUACCCAUCACCAUGAAGUGUCUGCUGGAGAACUGUGGAGUGGACCGGCAGAUCGCUCGGUUUGUGCUGCCGGUGGGCGCAACUAUCAACAUGGACGGGACGGCCCUGUACGAGGCAGUGGCGGCCAUCUUUAUCGCACAGGUUAAUGAGUAUGACUUGGACUUUGGUCAGCUGGUCACUAUCAGUAUUACAGCAACAGCUGCAAGCAUCGGAGCAGCUGGGAUACCUCAAGCAGGUCUUGUCACCAUGGUGAUUGUCCUGACCUCCGUGGGGUUGCCUCCUGCUGACAUCUCCCUGAUUGUGGCCAUCGAUUGGGUGCUUGAUCGGUUCAGGACAAUGAUUAAUGUCCUGGGUGAUGCCUUGGCUGCAGGGAUUAUGGCUCAUUUAUGUAGGAAGGACUUUGAGAAAGCAGCAACCGGUUCUACAACUACUGCCACCACUACUGCUGCUGAAAAUGGAGGAGGCCCCCAACGGAGGGACACCGUAAUCUCCUUUGGGAAUCAGAGUGUGGCGUUUUCUGAUGCUCCUUUGAUCACACACCGCUGUGAUUAUGUAUUCGAGGUGGAUGGAGACAGUGUACUCGAGAGACCUGUGGCCUGCUACAACCUCUGUCAAGUCUGAGACUCUUUUAAUCUAUAAUGACAGCAAAUGAUACUGCCUUCUAAAUGUACAAGACUCGCCUCACAUUGGGACAAAGGGACCAUCAUGCCAGGCUUUUAAAAUCCAGUAUGUUAUCCUGUUAGGUUUUGGCCCUAAAUGAGACCAAAGAUCAAGAACAUUGUGGUGUCAGGAUUGAGUGGCUUGAAUGGAUUUCCCUGUGCCAUGCUGAAAACAGAAACCUUCAUUACUUGAUGUAGUGUGUCUCCAUUUGACUGAGACAAAAGCUGGGAGGAAAUGCAAUAUGUUUCACACAUACACCUGCAGACAUUAUAAUGUCUAGUACUGAAUUAGUGUUUACCAUUCAGUGUUGAUGGUGACACUUCUUGUUGAAGUCUGAUGGCAGGUUUAGGCUUAAGUGUUUUCAGUUGCCUUACUAUGAUCUCAGAUUUUCUGGGAAGUUGAAAGACUUGAAAGCAGAAGAAACUUAUAGAAGGGACGCAAUUUUUUCUUGAAGUGAACUUUUAUCCUUGUUAGGCAACACAUUUAUGUUUAGACAUUGAAAUAACAUGAAUGAGAUUAUCAAUAUUAUCCUUACUAGGUGUUCUGUUUUGUUUUUAUACCUAUGCUUUUG